UGUAUAAUAGAUUACUAAUGAGAAACCUGUUCAUCUGUUUUUACCUGUUCUAUUUUACAACAUGUUUAUCCAGCGACCUUACUCACACAGGAUCACAGAAUCAUUCUGAUAUUAGACACCAGCACCCCCAUCCACCAUCCCCCCCUCCCUCUCCUCGUCCUCAUCCCCGUUCUUUCCGUGGUUUAGACGAUCUUCAUCAUCCACCACAUCCUCCUAAAGAUCAGCCACCCCACCCUCAACUUCAAGAUUCACAUUUCCUUCCGUAUCAGCAAACAAAGGAAGUUCUUAUGGAACCUCAUCUAGACCUGUACUAUGGACAGAAUAUUACUGUUGAGGAGGGAGCUGUAGGAGAACUAGAGUGUAGAGUUUUUAAUCUUGGGAACAGAUCCGUGUCCUGGGUUCGAUUGGGAGAUGGUAGAAUUAUUGCAGUGGACCAGGAGAUAUUUACCACGGAGUCCAGAUUUUCUGUAAGGAAUGUUCAAAAUGUUUGGAGUUUAAAGAUUGAGAAAGUAAAUGUGGAAGAUGAAGGAUUGUAUGAAUGUCAGAUUAGCACCAAUCCUAAAUCUUUUAAAGUUUUCUCACUUCAUGUGUUUACCCCUAAGGUUGUUAUAUCUGGUUCUCCUGAUGUAUAUAUCCGGGAAGGGAGCUCUGUAUCUCUGGAGUGUGUUGUCAGAAAUAUGGAUUCUCCUGUUUACAUUUCCUGGGAGUUUCAGGGUAGAACACUUCUAGGAGGAACAGUCAGGAACCACACAGCUGUGAUAUCUCGCCUAAACCUGAUCGAUGUUAAGAAAAGAGAAGAAGGGGAGUAUACAUGUCUUCCUUCAAUGCUGAAACCAGUUUAUAUCAAACUUCAUGUUCUAGGUCGAGAGAACUCAGGGGAAAGAGGAUUACCGUACACUAAUUCAUCUGCAAGGAAUAUUCUACAUUAA
Molecule: messenger RNA, 929 nt
Organism: Eurytemora carolleeae
Lineage: Eukaryota; Metazoa; Arthropoda; Copepoda; Calanoida; Temoridae
Product: limbic system-associated membrane protein
Exons: 10
Coding region: 18-929 (303 amino acids)
Biological process (GO): synapse organization
Cellular component (GO): neuron projection membrane
Source: RefSeq, a predicted model, not a curated record